Messenger RNA from Syngnathoides biaculeatus (alligator pipefish), 1003 nucleotides. RefSeq names its product gamma-glutamylcyclotransferase a (gene ggcta). The transcript has 4 exons. Bases 262 to 801 code for a protein of 179 amino acids. Gene Ontology annotation, molecular function: gamma-glutamylcyclotransferase activity. NCBI's taxonomy places the organism in Eukaryota, Metazoa, Chordata, Actinopteri, Syngnathiformes, Syngnathidae. The record is from RefSeq and is a predicted model, not a curated record.
ACCCGGAAGUCGUCAACGACGCCUCGAGAUGUUCAACGACGCUCAUACAAGCGGAGCGUCCUCUCGGGUGAAUUUGUUUGGGUCAAUAUGUUAAUAUUUGUCUAGUCGGGUGAAUCUGUCAAUAUUUGUCUAGUCGUUAAUUUUUUUUUUUUGUGAUAGAAAGCAGCCCAGCCGGUUUGGGUCGCUUCGGCCAGUCGUAGUAAGCUAGCUAAUCAUUAGCAUCGGACUUGCUAGCAAGUCGCGAACCCGAAACGUUCGAAGAUGUCACCCGGGAAAACCGGCACCGAAGACACGUUCGCGUAUUUCGCGUUCGGCAGCAACAUGUUGAGGGAGAGACUGCAACUGGAAAACCCUUCGGCGACCUACCUGGACACCGCUCGACUCAAGGACUAUCUGCUGGAUUUUGGCGUGUGCGGCGAAAACGCAGAGAACAACUGGCACGGCGGCGUGGCCACCAUCCGAGAAAGUCCCGGCUCGGAGGUGUGGGGGGUCGUCUGGACCGUGAGCCGAGACCACCUGGAGACCCUGGACAGUCAGGAAGGCGUCCACGUCGGCGUUUAUUCCCCGCUGGAGGUGCGAGUGGAGACCAGCAGCCACGGAGAAAUCCUGUGCAGGACGUACCAGAUGAGCAACUUCCACCCCCGCCUGACCUCGCCGCAGUACAAACACGUCGUGUGCCGAGGCGCCGAGCAGAACGGACUUCCCGAGGAUUACGUCGGCGGGCUGCGCGGGGUCAAAACCAACAACUACUCGGGACCGUCCGUGCUGGACAGCAUCAAAACUGACGCCGGUCGGUCCUGAUACGCGCAACCUCAUUUUCGGUAUCAGUUUAACGGAAGCGAUAGAAGGUUCCCCAGUCUUCUGACGUAGCGGGUACGACUUUGAAAAUAUUUCAUUCCAUCACAGGAAAACUUGAUUUCAUAUUUUACUCUGAAAACAGAUUCCGUUGGAAAAUUAAGUCUUAAAACUACAGCUCAAUUUAAUAAAAUACACGAGUCAUGUA